Molecule: messenger RNA, 1242 nt
Organism: Fusarium verticillioides 7600
Lineage: Eukaryota; Fungi; Ascomycota; Sordariomycetes; Hypocreales; Nectriaceae
Product: oxidoreductase
Exons: 1
Coding region: 17-1087 (356 amino acids)
Molecular function (GO): nucleotide binding
Source: RefSeq, a predicted model, not a curated record
CUCACAUUAAUUCAACAUGUCUUCCGAGCCCAUCACAUUCGCCAUCAUUGGUGUCGGCUUGAUUGGGCCUCGUCACGCCCAGACUGUGAUCAAGAAUAGCCAAGCAAAGCUGGUAGCUGUUGUCGAUCUCAUGCCAAAUGGCGAACAACUAGCUCAAGAGCUUGGAGCUGCCUACUUCAAAUCCGUGACCGAUAUGCUGCAAUCGUCGACUAAGCCUCAGGCAGCCAUUAUCUGCACGCCCAAUCAUACGCACGUCCCCCUUGCUCACGAGUUAUCCUCAGCAGGUAUUCAUAUUCUUAUCGAAAAGCCUUUUUGUACAGAUAUUCAGAGUGGCAAGGAUUUGGUUGAUCAUCUCGAUAAGUUAGACGUCAAGGCUUUGGUCGCUCAUCAUCGGCGAUUCAAUCCCUAUAUGAUGACUGCAAAAGAAACUGUUGGCUCAGGUUCUCUUGGAAAGGUCAUUGCAGUGAGUGGAAUUUGGGCGACUUAUAAACCAAUGGAAUACUUUGACCCUCCACGGGAAUGGCGAAGAGAGAAUACGGGCGGUGUUGUUCUCAUCAAUCUCGUCCAUGAGAUCGAUCUGUUGCACUAUCUCUUUGGUCCCAUUACACGGAUUCAUGCAGAAAAGACGAUAUCACAACGUGGGUUUGAGGCUGAAGAGGGUGCAGUUCUGACACUUCGAUUCAAGUCCGGUGCCGUCGGAAGCUUCCUGUUCUCAGACAAUGUUCCGUCACCGCAUAACUUUGAGUCCGGUACUGGAGAGAACCCUCUGAUUCCUAAGACUGGAAAGGACUUUUAUCGUAUCUUUGGCACCGAUGCAUCAUUAAGUGUGCCAGAUAUGACCCUAUCUUCCUAUCCUGAAGGCGGAAAGUCAUGGCACCAAGAGCUUGUUCAGAAGAACAUCCCUGUCCCCGAUGGUGUGCCUUUCGAGCUACAGUUGGAUCACUUCAUCAAGGUUAUUCGUGGUGAGGCGACUCCGAGUUGCACGCCGAGAGAUGGCCUAGCUGCACUUGUUGUCUGCCAGGCUGUGAAAGAGGCAUUAAAGGAGGACAAGACAGUGGAUAUUGACACUUCUGAUUUUGGACUCUAACUGGGUAGUGCUUCAGACUCUUAAUGUUUCUUAGAAUUCAAAGACGGAUUGUAUAAUUAUAGGGUAUAUCAAAAUAGCAAUAGGAUACUGAGGGUCUCUAGGUUAUACUCUGUAACAUAUAUUGAUAAUGGUCAGAGACUAUGUUAUUCUAUGAG